GCUCCAUUUCCAUCUCCACCUCUCUCUCUCUCUCUCUCUCUCUCUCUCUCUCUUGUGUAGCCAUGGAUGAAGAGUACGACGUCAUCGUCCUCGGCACGGGCCUCAAGGAGUGUAUCCUCAGCGGCCUCCUCUCCGUCGAUGGCCUCAAGGUCCUUCACAUGGAUAGGAAUGAUUACUACGGCGGGGAGUCCACAUCGCUUAAUCUCGUUCAGCUCUGGAAGCGCUUCAAGGGGGGCGAUAAUGCCCCGGAGAGCUUGGGCCCGAGCAAAGAGUACAAUGUGGAUAUGAUACCUAAGUUCAUGAUGGCCAACGGGGCGCUAGUCCGUGUGUUGAUCCACACUAAUGUUACCCAGUAUUUGAAUUUCAAAGCCGUCGAUGGUAGCUUUGUCUACAACAAAGGGAAGAUAUACAAAGUACCGGCAACUGAUGUAGAAGCACUGAAAUCGACUUUGAUGGGGCUUUUCGAGAAGCGGCGUGCGAGGAAGUUUUUCAUUUAUGUGCAAGAUUAUGAAGAAAACGACCCCAAAUCCCAUGAAGGGCUUGAUCUUAACAAAGUCACAGCAAGAGAAGUCAUCUCGAAAUAUGGGUUGGAUGAUAAUACUGUCGAUUUUAUUGGCCAUGCUCUUGCACUUCAUCGGGAUGACAGCUAUCUUGAUAAGCCGGCAAUUGACACUGUAAAGCGCAUGAAACUUUACGCAGAAUCUUUGGCACGCUUUCAAGGAGGGUCUCCUUAUAUCUAUCCUUUAUACGGGCUAGCUGAACUCCCUCAGGGUUUUGCUCGUCUAAGUGCUGUUUAUGGUGGAACCUACAUGCUUAACAAGCCAGAGUGCAAGGUCGAGUUCGAUGGAAGUGGACAGGCAUACGGUGUCACAUCUGAAGGGGAGACAGCUAAAUGCAAGAAAAUAGUUUGCGAUCCUUCGUACUUGCCUGACAAGGUGAAGAAGGUAGGAAGAGUAGCACGAGCCAUAUGCAUAAUGAGCCACCCAAUCCCUGAUACUCAUGAUUCACAUUCAGUGCAGAUUAUUCUGCCACAGAAACAGCUUGGACGCAAAUCCGACAUGUAUGUGUUUUGCUGCUCUUAUGCUCAUAAUGUUGCUCCGAAAGGGAAAUACAUUGCUUUUGUAUCGACUGAAGCAGAGACCGACAAGCCUGAAGUAGAGUUGAAGCCCGGGAUUGAUCUUCUUGGACCUGUCGAGGAGACUUUCUUUGACAUUUACGACAGAUAUGAACCUAUCAACAAUCCUAGUGAUGACAAUUGCUACAUAUCCACCAGCUAUGAUGCAACUACACAUUUUGAGUCAACAGUUGCUGAUGUGCUUGCCAUGUACAGUAAGAUAACUGGGAAGGAGCUUAAUUUGUCAGUGGAUCUGAGCGCUGCGAGUGCUGCCUCCGAAGAAUGACAUGCUUGGACGACUACUCAUUAUCUAGAAUGUUCUUCUUUUUUAGGUUGUCUACAUGAACCAUUUCUCUUUAAUCUCAUUCAAGCUACUCAUUUUUUUUUCCCAGAGACAGAGCUCUAAAAUUUGAUAGCCAUGUCAGAUAAUAUGAUUAUAUUUGAUGCUUGUUUGAAUUUAUGCCAA
Molecule: messenger RNA, 1580 nt
Organism: Ananas comosus (pineapple)
Lineage: Eukaryota; Viridiplantae; Streptophyta; Magnoliopsida; Poales; Bromeliaceae
Product: guanosine nucleotide diphosphate dissociation inhibitor At5g09550
Exons: 13
Coding region: 63-1400 (445 amino acids)
Biological process (GO): vesicle-mediated transport; small GTPase-mediated signal transduction; protein transport
Cellular component (GO): cytoplasm
Molecular function (GO): Rab GDP-dissociation inhibitor activity
Source: RefSeq, a predicted model, not a curated record